AUGGCUGGCACACUACCAGCCCACGCCUCGCCCGCCUUCCCGCCGCUCCACACCCCGCAGGCGGAUGCUCGGCCACAGCCCUCGCACGCCGUCUCAGACUUCAACCUCGAUCCGGCCGAAGCCGCCGCACCACGAAAGCCGCACAAUGACGAGCAUUCGCACCCGCCGCCGCCCUCAAUCAUCUCGCCCGCCUUCACGCCGCCCGCGACGCCCAGCGGCCGCACCACGCCCGCGCUGAGCCGCGAGGCCGCCUCGGUGCCCGUCGACCACGCGACGCUGAGCGACACGGACAAGCCGGCGCUGGUCGAGACGCUGCCCGAGGUGCAGUGCGUGGUGCGCGCGCGCAUCCCCACCACGACGGGACAAGAGAUGUUCCUGCACGUCUACCAGAACGACAUUGACAACAAGGAGCACCUGGCCAUCGUCUUCGGCAACGACAUCCGCUCGCGCUCGCUCGACGCCCCGCGGCCCGGCGAGACGGAGCGCGACCGCAUGAUCCGCGGCGCCUACGUCGGCCGCCUGUACCCGGGCCGCACCAGCAGCCGGCUCGAGCAGAUCAAGCAGGAGGCCGGCGUCGCGGAACAACAAGUGGGGGAAAGGUCGCGGUCCUCGCCGCUCGUGCGCAUCCACUCGGAGUGCUACACGGGCGAGACGGUGUGGAGCGCGCGCUGCGACUGCGGCGAGCAGCUCGACGAGGCGGCGCGCCUGAUGAGCCUGCCGAACUCGGGCGGCGGCGUCAUCGUCUACCUGCGCCAGGAGGGCCGCGGCAUCGGCCUCGCCGAGAAGCUCAAGGCCUACAACCUGCAGGACCUGGGCAACGACACGUACGAGGCUAACCUCCUCCUGCGCCACCCGGCCGACGCCCGCAGCUACGGCUUGGCGACCGCCAUGCUCGUCGACCUCGGCCUCGGCGGCGACGCCGGCAUCCGCCUGCUCACAAACAACCCGGACAAGGUCGCCGCCGUCGAGGGCCCCAACCGCGAGGUCGUCGUCAAGGACAGGGUCGCCAUGGUCCCGCUCGCGUGGAAACAGGGCAUGAAGGGUAGCGAGGAGGUGGAGAAGUACCUUUCGACGAAGAUCGAGAAAUUUAAGCACAUGCUCAGCCCUGACGCGACAUAG
Molecule: messenger RNA, 1119 nt
Organism: Lasiodiplodia theobromae
Lineage: Eukaryota; Fungi; Ascomycota; Dothideomycetes; Botryosphaeriales; Botryosphaeriaceae
Product: GTP cyclohydrolase-2
Exons: 2
Coding region: 1-1119 (372 amino acids)
Biological process (GO): riboflavin biosynthetic process
Molecular function (GO): GTP cyclohydrolase II activity
Source: RefSeq, a predicted model, not a curated record